Alternaria ventricosa is the source of this 1809-nucleotide messenger RNA. RefSeq lists its product as uncharacterized. Gene Ontology annotation, biological process: G protein-coupled receptor signaling pathway. Gene Ontology annotation, cellular component: membrane. The record is from RefSeq and is a predicted model, not a curated record. The transcript has 2 exons. Lineage: Eukaryota; Fungi; Ascomycota; Dothideomycetes; Pleosporales; Pleosporaceae. Bases 1 to 1809 code for a protein of 602 amino acids. Gene Ontology annotation, molecular function: mating-type factor pheromone receptor activity.
AUGUCAAUGACAUCUGCUGCUAUGUCAAUGGCCUCCACUGCUAUGUCAUUGACAUCUGCUGUUACGCCAACCAACACACACUCUUACGAAGCUUACUGGACUGGCGAUGCGGCGGGGACGUAUGAAUACAGCACCAACAUCACCAUGGAGGAGAUGAACGCGCCCGUCUCCACCCAAGCCAUCCUCUUCGUCACCCUCUCCUUUCCAGCCACCCUCCUCUGCGUUGGACCAAUGAUCUGGCAUUUCCGUCAAGCCAACGUCGCAGCCGGGUCACUCAUCUUAUGGAUGACCCUCCACAACUUCUUCAACUGCAUCAACCCGCUCAUCUGGCCCCGCGACAACCUGACCGAAUGGUGGGAUGGUGCGAUCCUGUGCGACAUCCAGAUCCGGCUCCAGGUCGGCAGCUACGUGGGAUUGACCGCCUCAUUGGCCCUGGUACUACGCAAGCUCGCCCAAGUUAUGGAUACACGCAACAUUACUGUGUCUACCAGCCAUAAGGAUAAAGUCAAACAGAAGAUCUGGGAAGUCUUUUGGUGUUGGGGCGUGCCGUUAGUUCUGAUGGGCAUCUACUACGUCACCCAGUACAAUCGCUACGCCAUCGUCGGUAUUGCUGGGUGUUGGUCUAUCCACGAUGCUUCAUGGCCUAGCAUGGUCAUUAGUUUCAUGUGGUCAGCCGUUGGCAUCGUGAUCGAUUCCUACUGGGCAUCACUACUUAUCUACCGUCUUUACCGAUACCGGCGCGAGUUCCAUCGCAUUGUAGCAGCGCGGAAUACCACAUCCUCGCGCUUCAUCCGCCUCUUCCUGGUCAGCCUAAUCGUCAUAUUCUUCUUCCUCGUCUACACCAUCAUUCUCCUCGUACAAAUGGCUGGGAGACUCACCGACACCUACUCUUGGGAUAGAGUCCAUGAUCCCGAGAGAUGGAGCAUAGUCACAAGGACGCCCGGGCUGGGUAAGAUCAGUAUCGAGAAGUGGGUCCAGAUCGCCACGGGAUUCAUCAUCUUCGGCUUCCUCGGCACGGGUAUCGAUGCAAAAGACCAUUACAGGCGACUGUUGGUCUCCAUGGGAGUUGGCAAGAUAUGGCCUAGCCUAUUGACCAGAUCAGUCAAGAAGAAGAGACCAACCAGUUUCUCCGCUCCUCGUAGUUGGACUACAUACUUUACCGGCAAAGCAAAGAAGAUGUCGUGGUUUGGCGCUUCUGACUCUACAACUUCGACAUCGACGAGCGCGGACUUCAAGAACGAUACCUGGACUGCGUCUACAUACAAUAGCCCCGUGGCUCUCGAUUCGAUCCCCCGCUUACAGAGUGUCACAACGCAAGAUACCUUGGUCUCACAGAAGAACGACGGAGAAAUGUCUUCGCGCACGCACAAGCAUCCUACUUCACCAUCUCCGUCAUCCCCAACACCUCCCCGCCCCACAUUCUUCUCCCGCUACUUCACCCGCCCCUCACUCAACGGACCUCUCUUGCCACUCUUCUCCUACCGCAACAUCACCGAGAUCAACCCCGCCAAACCAUCCAACUCUUCCACCACCACCACAACCACCAUAACCACCGCCGCAUCCACAAACACAAACACAAACCCCCCCAAACCCCCCACCCCCACCCUCCCCUCCGGCGUCCACACCCGCGCCUGGGCCGAAGACAUAUCCUCCUCUCUUCCUUCCGCUGGUAUGAACAAUGAAGGACACGGACACGGAAACGGACAUGGAAGGGGUGUGCAUGUUGUACGCGAAGUGCAUCAGCAGCGGGAUAAGAAGCGGGGAGGUGAGUUUGAGAGGGUGGGGAGGGAGAUGAGGGAGUGGGCUUGA